This is a messenger RNA of Helianthus annuus (common sunflower), 720 nucleotides long. RefSeq lists its product as uncharacterized. The record is from RefSeq and is a predicted model, not a curated record. NCBI's taxonomy places the organism in Eukaryota, Viridiplantae, Streptophyta, Magnoliopsida, Asterales, Asteraceae. The transcript has a single exon. Bases 1 to 720 code for a protein of 239 amino acids.
AUGGCAAAGUUGCAUAUGGUGGUUGAUUUAAAGUGUCACAUCCUUUUAAAAGAUGUCACAUCCUUUUGUGACAAGUAUGAUAUUGAGAUGAUUAACAUGGAAGAUGAGUAUGUUGACCCGAAAAACAGAAUAAGAAAGACCAACAUCACCAAUCGUCAUCAUUUUGUGGUCAAUAAUUUCAACACGGUUCUCGACAUGCAAAUUCAAGAGCUUGGAAACCGGUUUACCGAGGUAACCACUAACUUGCUUACGUGUAUGAGUUCUUUGAGCCCGCGUGAUAAUUUUAGUUCCUUUAAUAAACUAAACUUGCUAAAGUUGGCCGAAAUGUAUCCGUAUAAUUUUACUUUUGAUGAAAAAGAUAAGCUUAUCGAUGAACUCGGCCACUACAUUUCUAAUAUGAAAAGAGAUAGUCGGUUUGAUAACCUGAAUGGGGUUAGUGAUCUUGCCAAAAGGAUAGUGGAAACAAGGAAACACAUUGAGUAUCAGUUGGUCUAUCGUUUAAUAAAGUUGUCACUAGUUUUACCGGUUGCAACGGCUAGUGUUGGAAGGAGGUUUUCUUCAAUGAAGCUUGUGAAGACAGAAUUGCGUAAUAGGAUGGGUGAUGGAUACAUGAACGAUUCUUGCAUUUGUUACAUUGAAAAGGAGUUCUUACAACAAGUUUCCGUUGAGAGUGUAAUGCAAUGUUUUCAAAAGAUGAAAACUCGUCGUCAACAAUUUUAG